GCCACAUCACCGCGCUUCCCGCCUCAGCUUCAGGGACUCUUCCUCGCUUCCUGUCGCAGUGGCUCUUUAUCCGGCUGUGUCGCAUUAAUAUCCGCGGAACAGGCUGAGCAGGAUCCCGGAGCUCCAGCGGAUCCUGUUAUUAUUAGGUGUGGAGCAGAAAUUCACUCUCACUUCUGGAAUCUUCUGAUUGCGUCACAGAGCUCUAAUUGCCGCGUUCCGCCUCUUUGGUAAACAGUGUUCGUGUUCCUGUGGGUUUAAAUAUAGAAUGAAUGCGGCUUCACCUGUUUGACGGCACGCAGAAUUGACUGACUGAGGAAGAGGAGGAGGAUGGCGGCGAGGAGGAGCGGUUAUAAAGAUGUGACAGGAGUGGUGUUCGACACGCACUCAAAAAUGGUGAUGUCUCAAGGAGGAACUUUUGAGAAGAUGAAGGAAAAGAUAAAUGCUGUGCGAGCCGUGGUUCCCAAUAAGAGCAAUAAUGAGAUUGCUCUGGUGCUGCAGCACUUCGAGAACUGCGUGGAUCGGGCGGUGCAGGCGUUUGUGGAAGGUAGUGCCGUGGAGAUCCUGAAGGAGUGGAAUGUCACUGGAAAAAAGAAGCCCAAGAAGAAAAAAAAGCCGAAAGCACAAACCGACGUUCCCGCAGACGCGACCCCUGCUGAAUCGCCCGCAGACGCUGAAUGUCAGGAAGCCGUUAAUGGUUUCCAUGCCAAUGGUUCGGCAGCGGCUGACAUCGAAUCGCUGGAUUCUCUGAGCGAGCAGCUGGACUCCGUCUCCCUGGACGCAGCGGAGCUCGACUCGGAAACUGCCGUCCCUGAGGUUCCUGAGGUUCCUGAGGUUCCAGAGGUUCCAGAGGCCACAGGUGGAGAGGUGACGUCCACAUCAAGCCCCGGCACCAGUAACGGACCACGGCACAACCAUCAGAGUUUCCGCAGUAACAAGUCUCACCCCAAGCCCGGUUCCAGCUCCCAGAAUCCCUCUAUGCCCAUUCCAUUCGAAGACGCGUGGCGAGGUUCUGCUGCCAGAAAGAUCGGGCCUAACGUGGACCGCUCUGUGAAGGACCUGCAGCGCUGUGCCGCGUCACUGUCUCGCUACAGAGUCGUGGUGAAAGAUGAGAUGGACUCAUCCAUCAAGAGAAUGAAGCAGACGUUUGCUGAGCUGCAGAGCUGCCUCAUGGAUCGAGAGGUGGCGCUGCUCGCCGAGAUGGACAAAGUCAAAGCAGAAGCCAUGGCAAUUCUGGACGGGCGUCAGAAGAGAGCAGAGGCACUGAAGAGACUGGCUGACCAAUCAGCAUCGCUGACUGAAGAACAGCUGACUGAACUACGAGCUGACAUUAAGCACUUCGUCAGCGAGCGAAAGUAUGAUGAGGAUCUUGGUAAAGCUGUGAAAUUCUCCCAUGAUCUGGAGCCUCUGAAGUGCAGCAUCAUGUCGUUUGGUUCAGUGUAUCAUCCUCAGACGAGCUACUCCAGCCGUUCCCGCUGCAGCUCCACCUCUUCCUCCGUCACAGGCUCAGUUCCUGUCAAAGCUCCGCCUCCCUCUGAGGUCCAGCAUCAGGCCUCUGCGUACACGGGCCGUCCCAGUGUGCCACACAAACAGAUUUUCCAGGGCAACAGGCGCAUCAUUCACGGUUACCAGGGAAAUCAGCGAUAUAAUGGAAACGCUCAUCCUGAGCGAAACCCCGGCCGGAACAGCUAUCGUCAUCCGGGAGAGCGCAGUCAGCAGAGCGACCUCAACUCUCAGCCGGCCAGUAGUGCGAGAGGUUCCUCCCACUCCUCAGGCUAUCGCUCGGAUCGGCCCGCCUACAACGGGCUUCCACAGAGGCAACCGCGGACCCACUGCCCGUGAUGAACGCACACACACACACCCACACACACACAUCCGUCAGAUGAAGAGAAAAUUCAAGUUUACAUCUGAGUUGAGCUGCGGCCCGACUUCUGCUCUUCAUUCUUCUGUCUUACUCUUCUUUUACACCUCCUGUCUGUCUGUCUGUCUGAUCUGAGUUCAGUGUUAGUCUCAGUAGUUCCUGUGAGUGUUUUCUCGUGGGCUUCCUCUUUCAUAUCGUCAGUGUCGAGGAAAAAGAUGAUGUUCCACAUACCAGAUGAUCAACACUAAGAUGGCAGGCCGAGUUUCAGUGGGCUGAGAGUAGUUUAAGUUGUUUUGAGAUGUUAGUCCAUAGUGACGCUCUCUUUCAUGCCUUCGGUCACGUUGAUUGAAGCCGACGUGUCACGUCCUCUGGUCUUCAUGCUCACGAUAUACCUCACUCGCCGCCUCAUUUCAUGCCGCGCCGUUCUUCCGCUCGCAACGUCAGCUUCCUUUUGCCUUCCUGAAAGACUCUCGUUGGAAAGAAUCAGAUUUGCAAGCGUCUGUGAGUUUGAUCAGGAUGCAGAAAAGCUCGUCUGUCUGUCUGUCUGUCUGUCAGGAGGUCUGGAUUUCUAAUUCAGCCUCUCCGUCUCUUUUCUUUGGUUGCUUGAUGUUGUCAUGAGGAUCAGCACUCUUUUCAGCUCAAUCCUGUAUAUAUGUAAACUACAUGUAUAGUGUUUUUGUAGCCUCCGGCCAUGUAUGUAGUGCGAUUUAUUAGUUCUCUGAUUGAACUCCGUUAUCAAGCAACUUAUGUUCUUCCUCAUGUAUGGAGAAAGAGACUCGUUUUUGUUUUUCCAAAUGAUCUGAGACCGCUGUAAUCAAGUGCCUUCAGUCAUUCGCUUUCACCGUCCCGUUCCUUCUGCUCCGGUUCGGACCAAAGACAUCAGAUGCCGUCGCCUGCUCCUGUCGUGCGAACACUCAUUGUCUUUCUUGCUAAUUGAUCUACUUGCUUUUCCUUUAUUAUAAAUAAAGAAGGAUUGGUAGCAAAUGCUUAAA
Messenger RNA from Ctenopharyngodon idella (grass carp), 2850 nucleotides. It is a transcript of the gene spats2, whose product is annotated as spermatogenesis associated serine rich 2. Gene Ontology annotation, molecular function: protein binding. NCBI's taxonomy places the organism in Eukaryota, Metazoa, Chordata, Actinopteri, Cypriniformes, Xenocyprididae. The record is from RefSeq and is a predicted model, not a curated record. Gene Ontology annotation, cellular component: cytoplasm.